Plasmodium inui San Antonio 1 is the source of this 3459-nucleotide messenger RNA. RefSeq lists its product as hypothetical. The transcript is spliced from 3 exons. The record is from RefSeq and is a predicted model, not a curated record. NCBI's taxonomy places the organism in Eukaryota, Apicomplexa, Aconoidasida, Haemosporida, Plasmodiidae. The coding region runs from base 1 to 3459 and encodes 1152 amino acids.
AUGACACAUCAGCAGGUAUACGGCCUCAGCAAUAGAAUCAGGAACACUCAGGGGCCAUUAAUUCAUAACGAUAUAUAUAAAGAGAAGUAUGUUCACUACGAUUCGGACGAUACGUAUGCCAACACCAAGGAGGAAGAAGAUGGCACUCUCCCGUUAAGCGAAACGUUUAUAGAAAAUCGAAUAGAUGAGUUUAUGAGAAACGAAAAGAGGAUUAGAAACCCAUUUUUUUACGACACAGCAGAUGAGCAUUAUGUGAAUGGAGAGAGAUUGAUUUUGCCCGAUGUUGGAUACGGCAAUCUUGGAAGGAGAAGACACAGUGGCGGUGUCUGUGUUGGAAGAGCAAAGUCCCGGGGAGACAGCGAAGCGGAUGACAAACUGAACAAAGGAUGGUACAGCCACAUUUUCAAAUGCAGCAAAGACGUUUUUGUAGAAGUAAAUGCAGGAAAAAAUGAAGGCAAUUUUUCAAGGAACGAAAAGGAACAAGACCAAACGUGGAGAAACGAUUACAAUUACCAUCAUCGCAUAUGUAAGAAUGAGAAGAAGGAACCAGAAGCUGUCUAUUUGUACGAACUGAGUGAAAAUGAAUUUUCGCAGAUGUACCAAAAUGAUACCUCCUAUAUUACCUACAAAACAUUAAAGAGAGCAGCACAGUUUUAUGAUCAUAAUGACACAAAAAUUCUGGAAAGGACGAAUAAAAAUUUAAAUAGUGGUUAUACAAACUUCCUAAAUGUGAGUAACACAUAUUGUAGGAGCAAUUCUUACUAUGAGAGGGGUUCUCAUUUAUGUUUUCUGCAGAGUAGAAAUAGUGAAUGUGUCAGCUUCUGCAAAGAAGCAAGUGGUUAUACUUGCAACAUGUCGGAGAAACAUUCAUUUCGUGCGCUAACGAACUCGUGCUUUAUGAAAAAGGCAAACACUUUGAAGAGGAAAUUUGCCAAGUGUAAAUUUUUAACGCGUAAUGGUAAAAGUGAAAAGAUGAGCGAAAAGAAGAUAAAGAAAAUGGACACUACGUUAUCCUCCACUGAGGGUACAGCUAGCGUGCAUGUAGGGGAUGGCGCACAUAGCGCAGUGUUAUUAUCACAGGAAAAGGGAAAAAUAAAGAGCAUAGGAGAAGGAAAAACUGCGAAUGUUACUAACCCUGCCAUCUGUGACAAACAGAGGCAAAACAAAAACACCAUGGGGAAAGAAAAGGAAAAACAAGAUGACAAUGACGAUGUAGUAGGUGACCUAAUCAACAGCAGUAGUGGUACCCUGUCAACAAAGGUUAAAAACGUUGAUGAAGAUUUUGAGUCGUUUAAGAAGCAGCUGGGGGGAGACACAGAGCAGUGGACUAGCAGCUCACAAAGUAAUAGAACCCCCAGCUCGGAAAGAGCCAUGAUGUACUCAAGUGAAGACGAGUUUCACUUCUCCACCUCUGGCAGUUCGGACGAAAAUACAAAAAAAGAUGUCAACAAAGUGAAAGAACAAGUAGAUUUGAUAAAGGAAGAUUUCAUAAAAAAAAACACUGCCAUUGCUUUGCUAAACACAAACAAUAUACAGGCAUACAAUAGGGCCAUAUUAGCUGCGAAAAACACGAGGGCAAACAAAACUCCCACCGAUGUGAGCAGAAUUGUACUCACCCAUGCGUUAACCAAUAGAGAAAUGUACACCUUGCAUAGCUCUCUCUCGAACUAUAGAAACAAUGCGGAGUUUCGACGUAUCUGUCUCAAGUGGAAGGCCAAGAAGGAGAGGCGAAAGGACCGACUCAGAGGAAAGGACAAGAGCAGUCGUAGCAGUGACGAUAAGCAGAAGAGGAAAAAAGAAAAAAAAGGAAAAAAAAAAAAAAAAAGUACAAAGGAUAGCCAAAUUGGUAAGCAACAUAAGAGGGAAGAAAAUGAGAAGAAGGAGGGAGAAAAGAAAGACACGUCCCAUGAGGAAGUGGAAAAGAAGAAAGAACAACAAACUGUAGAGCAAUCACAAGUGGGCCAGAAUGUCCCAUCUGUAGAGGAAAGGCUUCAGGAAAACGUCGCAGAUGAGGAGAAAACAAUUGCUCCAUCGAAUUCGAAUGCCGAGAAUCUCCCUUCUACCGGGGAAGGAAGAGGUGCCGAGGUUUUGCCCACCCAGUCGAAAGCAGGGACCCUCCCCGAGAAUGCUCAAGAGAGACAACCAAAAAUGGAAGCAAAUGAAAUGGUUUUAUCUGAAAAAUGCGAAGAAGGAAAAGAAGGUAAUGGUGAUGAGUUUCCCAUGCAGCAGGAGCGUAACAGAGAAUCUGUCGAAAAGGUAGAACAUUCGCAUGGUGCCUUAAGGGAAGAGGGAGUCAUUCCGACAGGUAGCACCGACGAGACUAGGAACAACCCAAGUGGUGCUGGUAACAAUGCGGACUAUGCUACUGCGCAGAGUGGGGAUGAAAUUCAUCACAAGGGUUCAGAGGCGAAGUUCGCAAAGGAUCAAAAAAAGAAUAGUCAGGUGUACAAGGAUGAUGUAAAUGAGAAAAUCCAGGGAGCCGCGCACAACGAGGGGGGAAAGCAGAAAUUGCCGAAGGAAAACGAAGCAGGCGCAGGAGAAGAACCAGACGAAAAGGUUCACCCAAAGGACCACCCAAAUGAUCACUCAGAUGAUCACUCAAAGGACUCGAACGACGGAGAAAAGGUGAAGCGCAAGGAAAACGCCGAGGCAAAAAUCAGGAAGGAAAAGAAGGGAGUUUUCUUGGGAUCCUACAAAAAGAACUUCAAAAAGAGGAGGUAUGACCCCAAUUUUUUUUACGACGAAAAGAUGGAAGUCAAGAUGAAGAGAAAUAAGAACGAGAGAAGUGACAACAAGGUCGCUAAGAGUAAAAAACACGGUUACGGUUUAGGUUGCUUCAGGAGCGCUAAGUGUGCAGCAGGUAAAAAAGGACCUCGUAGAAGAGGCCGAGACAGCGACAGCAACGGAGAAGGGAAGAAGAAAAAGGACUCGAGCAAAAAGGACAAAAAAAAAAAUAAAGAGAAAAAGAAGAAAGAUGACAAUAAGGGAGAGCCACAAGAUAGUAAGGACCCCGCAAAGGAGCAGAGCAGCGCAAGUUGUGAGGACUCCAAGAUUGAGAAGGGAAGGGAAAAGAGCUGCAAGGAGAAAAAGGUUUACAUCCACUUGGAGAGCGCCCUAUCCGUUCUGGUGUGCGGAGGACUGAUCUCCUCGAAGAAGCUUAUAGAGGCCCAGGCCAUCCUGAAGGAAAAUAACAGAAGACUACAGGAGGCGAAGAACAGCUCGUCUCUAACAUUUGCGAGCGAGAGACGUGCAGACAAAUGCUUUGACAAAUUUGGGAAGGAGAAAAAUGAAAAGAACAAAGAGAAUGGCGCUCUCUUUUCAAACUCCCUGGCGGUAGAAGUGGAUUUGAGUGGAUGUUUUUUUUUCCACUCCUCCUUUACCUGCCCCAUUAGUAGGGACAAAUCGUCCAAGGAGAAUCCGCCGUAUGUGUUGAGAUGCGGACAUGCCAUUUGCAAGUAA